Messenger RNA from Saprolegnia diclina VS20, 475 nucleotides. RefSeq lists its product as hypothetical. The transcript has a single exon. The coding region runs from base 125 to 373 and encodes 82 amino acids. NCBI's taxonomy places the organism in Eukaryota, Oomycota, Saprolegniomycetes, Saprolegniales, Saprolegniaceae. The record is from RefSeq and is a predicted model, not a curated record.
GUGGCGGCUGCUCUUGAGCGACGAAGACCCGAGCGACGUCGGCGAUCUGCAACGAACGCUGGACGCCGAGUGGCGCGGCUUUUUGCGCCUCAACCUCGUGGGCGUCAGCAACGUCUUUAACAAGAUGUGGGCCUCGCUCGGGCCGCGUCUGGACGCCGUCAAAGGCGAUGCCAAGGUGCAGUCGUUUCUGAAGAAACUCAACUCGACAUCGCUCGCCGCCGAGACAACGCAAAUCGCUGCUGUGCUCGUGCUGCUACACAAAAUUGAUCUCGCGACCGAAACGACCUCUGACGAGCGCGUGUUCAUGGACGUCUUUGCCACGAUGUUCACCGAGAUGGCACCCGCGCUCGAGGACGCCGUCACGAUGCCCUAAUCUCGACGUCUGCAUUCUUUAAAGCCAUAAUAUUGGGCGAUUAUCGCCCAAACCGUCGCGGGAGGGUUAACUACUUGCAAAUUUACAAUCUUGCGGGUGACG